Messenger RNA from Otolemur garnettii (small-eared galago), 806 nucleotides. It is a transcript of the gene LCN2, whose product is annotated as lipocalin 2. Lineage: Eukaryota; Metazoa; Chordata; Mammalia; Primates; Galagidae. Gene Ontology annotation, molecular function: small molecule binding. The transcript has 7 exons. Bases 68 to 664 code for a protein of 198 amino acids. The record is from RefSeq and is a predicted model, not a curated record.
UCUCCUCCUCCUUCACCUCUGCCAGUCAGCAGCUGCCCAGAGUGCCUGCUUCCUCCGCCCUGAAACCAUGCCCCUAGGUGUCCUAUGGCUGGGCCUCACCCUGCUGGGGGCACUGCAGAUCCAGGCCCUGGACUCUACCCCGAACCUGAUCCCAGCCCCACCCCUGACCAGGGUCCCUCUGCAGCCAAACUUCAAGGAUGACCAGUUCCAGGGGAAGUGGUAUGUGGUGGGCCUGGCAGGGAAUGCAAUUAACAAAGAAGAAAGAGGCAAGUUUACAAUGUACACCACCACCUAUGAGCUGAAAGAAGACCACAGCUACAACGUCACCUCCACCCUGCUCAGGAAUGGGAACUGUGACUACUGGACCAGAACUUUUGUCCCAAGCUCCCAGCCGGGCCAGUUCACCCUGGGCAACAUUGAGCGGUACCCUAGAAUACAAAGCUACACCGUGAAGGUGGUGGCCACCAACUAUGACCAGCAUGCCACAGUGUUCUUCAAGAAGGCAACCGAGAACGAGGAAUAUUUCAAGACCACCCUCUAUGGGAGAACUAAGGAGCUGCCCCAUGGACUGAAGGAGAAUUUCAUCCGCUUCGCCAAAUCUCUGGGCCUCACAGACAACCACAUCAUCUUCCCUGCCCCAGUCGACCAGUGCAUCGAUGACUGAGUGCUCAUGUGCUGCCAGCUGUCCCACCAGCCACAAUGCCAGUGAGAGCUGGUAGAGUCCUCUCCCUGUGUGCUGAGCCAUCCACCAGGCUGUCCUGCUGAUGGAGCCCCACCUCCCUGCUAAAUAAACACAUAAGCUCUGA